AUGGGAGAAGCAGACACCCAGGCCUGGGACACUUCGGUCCGCGAGUGGCUGGUUGACACCGGCAGGGUCUUCGCCGGCGGCGUUGCUAGCAUAGCCGACGGCUGCCGGCUCUUCGGAGCAGCAGUGGAGGGCGAGGGCAACGCCUGGGAAGAACUCGUCAAGACCAACUACCAAAUUGAAGUCCCCCAGGAAGACGGAACCUCCAUUUCAGUGGAUUGCGACGAGGCGGAGACUCUGCGGCAGGCGGUGGUGGACGGCCGCGCGCCCAACGGCGUCUACAUCGGCGGCACCAAGUACAAGCUCGCCGAAGUCAAAAGGGACUUCACCUUCAACGACCAAAACUAUGAUGUGGCGAUUCUGGGAAAAAACAAAGGCGGAGGGUUUUUGAUUAAAACUCCAAACGAAAAUGUUGUUAUAGCUUUGUAUGAUGAAGAAAAAGAACAAAACAAAGCUGAUGCUCUCACAACAGCUCUUAACUUCGCGGAGUAUCUGUACCAGGGAGGCUUCUAA
Molecule: messenger RNA, 510 nt
Organism: Eimeria tenella
Lineage: Eukaryota; Apicomplexa; Conoidasida; Eucoccidiorida; Eimeriidae
Product: profilin
Exons: 3
Coding region: 1-510 (169 amino acids)
Molecular function (GO): actin binding
Source: RefSeq, a predicted model, not a curated record